ACCUCUUAGGGCACUUAAAUUAAUUACUGCAGUUUUUUAACAAACGCGUCAUACAAGUAAAUUACAAAUGAUGUAAUCAAAGCAAGAAAAAAAAAUAUUUCUUAUAUUUAUUUAUUUUUUUUAAUGGAAGUUGUCUUCGUAAUUCUCCUUAAAGGGACGCGUCCAGGUUUCAUUUAUUUUAUGUUCUGCAUCAUAGUUUGGUCUUUUCGUUGGAUGAUCUCGCAGUGUAGCAGCAGUGUGUCGUUUACUGUGGUUUGUAAUGAACUGAACGUGUUAAUUAGCGGCCAGCUGUGUGACUUGAAGCUAUGAUGCUGUCAAACGCCAACAGUCUGCCGAAGCUGUACCUGUCUGUCAUCGAGGACGUGAUUGAGAGCAUCAGAGAGCUGUUUUCUGAUGAAGGAGUGGAGGAACGAGUGCUGGACAACCUCCGACAGCUCUGGGAGUCAAAGGUCAUUCAGUCUAAGGCUGUGGAGGGUUUCAUUAAAGACAACAAUCCAUCCAGUUUUGUUCUGCAGCUUCCAACAAACUACUCUCAGAGUCUCCAUAAACCCACCGUUGUCAUUCCAGCUGCCCAGAAUGUGCCGAGUUUCUCCUCCAAAGCAAGCAGCUGUGCUUCUGUGGCGACGUUCUCUCUGCCUGCUGGAAUCACGUAUCCGGUGCAGAUCCCCGCCGGCGUCACGCUGCAGACGGCCUCGGGACAUCUGUACAAGGUGAACGUUCCUGUGAUGGUGACACGAGGAGCGCAGCAUGUGCUGAAGCCGCUGUCUCAGCCCGGGGCCAUGGCCCUCAGCAGCGCUCUGACCCAGCGCUCUGACCCUGCUCCAGCAGUGCGUGAGAGCCUCCCGAGCCCUGACGAGUUCACGCUGGACGGCAUCGAGUUCAGCCCGCAGCUCAGCGCUCAGCAGACUCAAAGCAGCGACGACGGCCCUCCGGAGCCGCAGGCCGACGUCAAGCUGGAGACCGACCUGAACUUCAACCAGCUGCUGGACAUCACACAGCUGGACGGAGUCGCUGACAGCAGCUCAGGCACGGAGGAAGAUGAUGAUGACAACGACGAUGAUGACCUGGGGCUUGUUGGAGAGAAUGAGUUUCUGGGAAUGAUCAAUGCCACUGAGGAAGAGGAGCUGGAAGAGGAAGAGGAUCCACUGAACUCUGGAGAUGAUGUGAGCGAACAGGACAUCCCAGAGAUCUUUGACACGGAGAAUGUCAUCGUGUGCCAGUACGACAAGAUUCACCGUAGCAAAAACCGAUGGAAGUUUUACUUGAAAGAUGGAGUCAUGUGCUAUGGAGGAAAAGAUUAUGUUUUCUCAAAGGCUGUGGGGGAAGCGGAGUGGUAAUGGGGAAAUAUUACAAAAAUAUGACACAAUUACUGCUCUUCAUAUAGUUUUGUUUGCAUUUGUUUUUCUUUACAUGAGUUUGUGACUGUAUUCUGAUACAGAAUAUAAUGUUGUUUCUUGAAUUAAAAGUAUUUUGAUGGA
Molecule: messenger RNA, 1478 nt
Organism: Puntigrus tetrazona (Sumatra barb)
Lineage: Eukaryota; Metazoa; Chordata; Actinopteri; Cypriniformes; Cyprinidae
Gene: gtf2a1l
Product: general transcription factor IIA, 1-like
Exons: 9
Coding region: 306-1337 (343 amino acids)
Biological process (GO): transcription initiation at RNA polymerase II promoter; transcription by RNA polymerase II
Cellular component (GO): transcription factor TFIIA complex
Source: RefSeq, a predicted model, not a curated record